Molecule: messenger RNA, 1115 nt
Organism: Oreochromis aureus
Lineage: Eukaryota; Metazoa; Chordata; Actinopteri; Cichliformes; Cichlidae
Exons: 3
Coding region: 168-1115 (315 amino acids)
Source: RefSeq, a predicted model, not a curated record
CGGAGACUUCAAAGCGACUGAUGCUGUGACCUCAUAGAACACACAUCAUAACGCAGCACUCUGAAACGCAUAUAGGCAGGUGUUAGUAGCAGGCACUAUCAUUCAGUCCAGUCAAUGCACCGGAACCAGACACACGAGGUCGCCCAGAUGACUGCACCGUCCAGCUAAUGUGCAACAUGGCCGCUCAGAUGGUGAAGCUCUGCACGAACUCUGUCAAAACCCCACUGGUGCAAUAUAAAAUCCCACAAGAACGAUCCAUCGACAGGCUCUUCAGCCAACUGGAGGUGUGCAUCGGCUGUCUUGCUUCCGCUGUCUUCAUGGAAUGGGAUCAGAGAGCUGAAGAAGGCUUUAUAAAAGAUCUUUUCCGGGUGUCGUGUGGGAGAUUCGCCCACUGCACGUCCUGCACCCAGCAGGAAAUUCAGGUACAGGAAAUUCAGACAGACAAUUGUUCUGUCCCACACAGAGAACAACCAGACAAAGAUCUGGAGUCCUCGCUGUCUGUGGAACUGUCACAAAUGCCAAAACUAGAAGAAGCCUCAGAGGUAGAAACAGAGCCUGAAGAAGCAGCUGUGGCCUCUGAGGAGCAGAAACCCUCUGCGUCACCUCGAGGUGAACCAGAGGGAAAAAGGCUCCUCAGCACACUCCUUCAAGCUGUGCUUUCCCAGGCUGCAAAAGAAUCCAAAGCCUGCCCCUUAGACUCCCUCCACCAGCACCUGUUAGAUCAAAUCUGCUCUGAAAUAAAAACAGCAGAUUUGACUUUAUCACCAAAGGCCCUACAAGACCUUGCAAAGGACAUUUUCAAAGACCUCUGCAAGGAAAUUCCAUUGAAUUUAAGAGAGCCGACACUGGACAAACUUUUCAUCUCUGUGUUUAAGAAACACCUGGCAUCUACAGAGAAACUUGUCCGAGAGUCUUCUGAAAUCAAGGCUCAGAAGCAGCUUUCAGUUGAUUUUGCAGAAAGCACAAGCACAGACACAGUCGUUCACACUGCUGCAGCUAAGCACAGUAAAAUGUACUCAGACAACAUCAACGCAGCCACUGUGGGCCCAGAUGACUGCACCGUCCAGCUGCUGGGCAACAUGGCCGCUCAGAUGGUGCAUCUGUGCCAUGGCUGA